This is a messenger RNA of Balaenoptera ricei (Rice's whale), 2644 nucleotides long. It is a transcript of the gene MAPK8IP2, whose product is annotated as mitogen-activated protein kinase 8 interacting protein 2. Gene Ontology annotation, cellular component: cytoplasm. Gene Ontology annotation, molecular function: protein binding. Gene Ontology annotation, biological process: regulation of JNK cascade. NCBI's taxonomy places the organism in Eukaryota, Metazoa, Chordata, Mammalia, Artiodactyla, Balaenopteridae. The transcript is spliced from 12 exons. The record is from RefSeq and is a predicted model, not a curated record. Bases 1 to 2505 code for a protein of 834 amino acids.
AUGGCGGAUCGGGCGGAGAUGUUUUCUCUUUCCACCUUUCACUCGCUGUCGCCGCCAGGCUGCAGGCCUCCACAGGACAUAAGCCUGGAAGAAUUUGAUGAUGAAGAUCUGUCUGAGAUCACCGAUGACUGUGGUCUGGGCCUCAGCUACGACUCGGACCACUGCGAGAAGGACGGCCUUUCCCUGGGGCGUUCGGAGCAGCCGCACCCCAUCUGCUCCUUCCAGGAUGACUUCCAGGAGUUUGAGAUGAUCGAUGACAAUGAAGAGGAGGAGGAGGAGGAGGAGGAGGAGGAGGAGGAGGAGGAAGAGGAGGAGGAGGAGGAAGAGGAGGAGGAAGAGGAGGAGGAGGAGGAGGAGGAAGAGGAGGAGGAGGGGGAGGAAGAAGGGGAGGGCAAGGAGGGAGGAGGCCCUGCUCGGGAGCCCCUGAUCCCCUCCCCCUCCCUGGAGGAGCCCCACAAGCACCGGCCCACCACGCUCCACCUGACAACGCUGGGAGCCCAGGACUCCCUGAACAACAAUGGAGGGUUUGCUCCAGGGCCUCCAGCCUCCAGGCAGGAAACAGUGCUGUGCCCACCCACCCAGGAGCCCCUCCGAGAGCCGCCCGCCCCGCUCCCGCCCACGGACAGACGCCCCUGCGGGGCGCAGUCAGCUGUGCACCCAGGUUGCGACUCCGAAGGAAACCAGCCCGCAGGGCCCCUGGCGCCAGGUGGGGCCUCGCCCUCCUCGGAUCCGGGCAUCGAGGCCGACCUGGGGAGCGGCUCCAGCGGAGGCCGCGGGGGUCGGCGCAGCAGCCAGGAGCUGUCGUCGCCGGGCUCCGACUCCGAGGACGCGGGCGGCGCGCGCCUGGGGCGCAUGAUUUCGUCCAUCUCAGAGACAGAGCUGGAGCGGAGCAGCGACGACGGCGGCGGCAGCAGCAGCGGCCGCUCCUCGCACCUCACCAACUCCAUCGAGGAGGCCUCGUCGCCGGCCUCGGAGCCCGAGCCCGAGCCGCCGAGCGAGCCCCCGCGCCGCCCCGCCUUCCUGCCCGUGGGCCCCGACGACACCAACAGCGAGUACGAGUCGGGGUCCGAGUCUGAGCCGGACCUCAGCGAGGACGCCGACUCGCCCUGGCUGCUCAGCAACCUCGUGAGCCGCAUGAUCUCCGAGGGCUCCUCGCCCAUCCGCUGCCCUGGCCAGUGCCUGUCUCCCGCGCCGCGUCCUGCCGGCGAGGGUGCGUCGCCCGCCGCCGAGGCCCCCGGGGCGGCGGCGGGGCCGGGCGUGGAGCUGGUGGACAUGGAGACGCUGUGUGGGCCGCCGCCCCCCGAGCCCUCCGCCCCUCGGCCCGGCCCCGCGCAGCCCGGGCCCUGCCUCUUCCUCAGCAACCCCACGCGCGACACCAUCACGCCCCUGUGGGCCGCUCCGGGCCGCCCGGCCCGCCCGGGCCGCGCCUGCUCCGCCGCCUGCUCGGAAGAGGACGACGAGGAUGAAGAGGAGGAGGACGCAGCUGAGCCCAAGGCAGGGCCCCCCGGGGGCCGGGGCGCGGGCCCCGCGGCGCUGGACGCCUCGCUGGUGUACGACGCGGUCAAGUACACGCUGGUGGUGGACGAACACACGCAGCUGGAGCUGGUGAGCCUGCAGCGCGGCGCGGGCCUGGGUGCCGACAGCGAGGACAGCGGCGGCGAGGCCAGCGAGGAGGAGGCGGGAGCCGCGCUGCUGGGCCGUGAGCAGGGCCCCGGGGACGCCUCCCCGGGCAGCCCUGACCUCACCUUCUCCAGGAAGUUCCUCAAUGUCUUUGUCAACAGCACCUCUCGAUCCUCCAGCACCGAGUCUUUCGGCCUUUUUUCCUGCCUGGUCAAUGGGGAGGAGAGGGAGCAAACCCAUCGGGCCGUGUUCAGGUUCAUUCCCCGCCAUCCCGACGAGCUUGAGCUGGAUGUGGACGACCCGGUCCUGGUGGAGGCCGAGGAGGAUGACUUCUGGUUCCGUGGCUUCAACAUGCGCACGGGGGAGCGUGGCGUCUUCCCCGCCUUCUAUGCCCACGUGGUGCCUGGCCCGGCCAAGGACCUGCUGGGGAGCAAGCGGGGUCCCUGCUGGGUGGAGCGCUUUGACGUGCAGUUCCUGGGCUCCGUGGAGGUGCCCUGUCACCAGGGCAAUGGCAUCCUGUGUGCAGCCAUGCAGAAGAUCGCCACUGCCCGGAAACUGACCGUCCACCUGCGUCCUCCUGCCUCCUGUGACCUUGAGAUUUCUCUUCGGGGGGUCAAGCUGAGUCUAAGUGGAGGACCCGAGUUCCAGCACUGCAGCCACUUCUUCCAGAUGAAGAACAUCUCGUUUUGUGGCUGCCACCCCCGCAACAGCUGCUAUUUUGGCUUCAUCACCAAACACCCGCUGCUGAGCCGUUUUGCCUGCCACGUUUUCGUCUCCCAGGAGUCGAUGAGGCCCGUGGCCCAGAGUGUGGGCCGCGCCUUCCUGGAGUACUACCAGCGCCACCUGGAGUACGCCUGCCCCACAGAGGACAUCUACCUGGAGUAGCCCCGCCGCGCUCCCGCUCCGGGAGCGGCUGGGGCUGGGGCGUCUCACGCGGCCUCCUCGGCUUUGGCAAGGACUGGACUGGGGGCACAUGGGACCUGACAUCCGGCGAGUCUCGGGCUGUGCUGGGAACUCUCCUCCU